UGUGGGCCCAGGAAGAAAAACACAACGCGAGGUGUUAAUACUUCACAUUGAAAUUGACCCUGGCUGCAGUCUACCUGAUGAUGAGGGGGGAGGAGAGACAGGAGGAGGGAUGAGAGGGAGUGCAAGGAGGUGUUUUCGCGUUGCAGAAACAAAGAAGCGAAUCGACGAUUGACAAUUUCCUGAUGGGAGGUGCGGCUUAUCACUCCCAGAAUCAGAGCUGCUCACCGGAGGACAGGAGGACACGCAGGAGCUGCGGACACACAAUGGACUAAAACUCCCGGAGUGAGAGCAACAAUAAUCCAGUGAAACUCUGCGGUGCAAGGAGGUGAAGUCAUCUGAGACACAUUUCAGUCUCCCAGCUUUCCUCAGCUCUCCAGAUAUGAUUCAGAGAAACGAGGUUGUGCUGUCUGUGUUGAGGGAACUCCAGGAGGCCACGGAGAUCUCCGGCCUAGAUGUUCUCACUAAAGUGGCACUGGAAGUGGACCGGGUCCUUACACCAUUCCAGCUCCCCAGGACGCCCUGCUAUGAUUUUCCAGAGUGGGCUGGGGUGGACGACGUCGCCCGUGGUUUGUACCCGGCUGAUGCCCCCGUGGGUCUCCUCCCUCUGAAAUGCAAUGGUGAGGGCAACGUUCUGUUUGAUGCAGUCAGCAUGCUGUUAGUGGGCAGCACGGCUCUCAGCCUGGAGCUACAGGUGCGGACUGUGGUGGAGAUGGUGUUGUGGAAACGCUACUACUUGUCUGGGAUGAUUGAUUCUAAAAUGAUGCUUCAGGCAGUUCGUUUUAGUCUCUGUGCAGAGGAGUCUGAGGACAUGCUGAACCUGCCGGCUGCUGUUCUGGAGGCCAUCUUUGAUGCUGACGUAAAGGCUUCCAGCUUCCCUGGCUCCUACGCCAACAUGUGGCACCUUUAUGCUCUGUCGUCAGUCCUUCAGUUAAACAUCUACUCCGUUUACCCCAUGUUCAACCUCAAGAUACGACCUUAUUUCAACCGAGUCAUUCGCCCACGAGCCGUAUCUAAAGACUGUGAGCCUCUAACGCUCCACAUCAUGUGGUCCAGUGAGUUGCAGCCCGAGGGCUUGUUCCGUCCAAAUAAUUUUGUUGCACUUGCUCAGACCCAAGACUUCACAUUCGGAAGUGCAGACGGUGAGAAGGGUCCAUCUCCCAUCAAGACCGAGGAGCAGCUGGAUCCGGACUUGCAUCUCUCCUAUCCUAGUCUGAAAGACAAAUACAACAUAACAAAGAGGACAUUUUACCGCUGGAAGAGGCAGACGCAAGAGCACAGCAAAAAGUCUGCAGCUAGGUACGAGGCCAAGUAUUUCCUGCAGGCUUGCUACCUGGAGGGAAAGCUCAUCCCUCUGCAUCAGUUUAAAGAGUUUUUCCCUGAGAUCUCAAGGUCGUCUUACUACAACUGGAAGCAUGAGUUGAUAAAGUCAGGAGGCAACUUCUCCACCUCCUCAUCUGCUGGAGAAAUAAGCCCCGGAGAAAGCACAGAGCAGGAAGCCUGGUCAUCACCUGAGGCGAAGCAGGACGAAGCAGACCACGAGAGCGUGGCAAGUAUGUUCGGCCUGAGCCUCGACAAGCUGGAUCCGGAGCGUCCCCAGAGUGUGUCGCAUAUGCAGGAAGCCAAGCGCUGCCUGCAGAACUGCAUUGCCAUGAACGCCUCCCUGCCAUUCCGAGUCUUUAAACGCAAUUUCCCAGGAAUCUCCAGGUCAACCUACUACAACUGGAGGAGAGAGGCUAUGCAUUUCAACAGAGGUUACAAAGGAAGUGUCGGCAGCAGCGAGGACAGCUCUGAUGCUGACAAAACCCAGAGUCCGAAAAGUCUGUCACCAGUUCCACCAAACAGCAUCCACCCUGCUUUGCCCAGGGCAAGGGUCCACAGGCACAAACACAGAAGCUUCAGCCAGGCAUACAUGAGCAAAAAACAACUCCGAGAUGCUGCCAAGCUUCUCGUUCGGAGAUCAAGGAUGUCUCUGACGAAGUUCAAGAUCAAGUUCCCAUCCAUAUCGGCCUGUUUCUAUUGGCUGUGGGGCAGCAGGCAAAACAGCAAGAAGAUGAUGACGAUCACCGAGCCUGUAGCCGCCCUCCCUCGGAGCCUGGAGACCGAAAACAAAAUCACAGAGCGUGAGUCUGUACUCCAGUUCGUUGAUAGGCCUGCUUAUCUAGAAACCGCCGUACCUCUGUUUAAUGACACGCAGUCGCCGCACACACUUCACAGCAGAACGCAGAUUGAUGAGCAGAUGUUUACGAUGGAUGUUGUGGCACUGGCCAACUUCAAGGCCAAGGCCAAGCUGUUCCUGCAGCGACGAUUUGAAGAAAAUUCCUUCCCUACGUUCAAAGAGUUUAGGUCUUAUUUCCCUUUCACUCCACGCUCCACCUACUACAUGUGGAAGCGAGCGUUGCACCACGGUGUCUCACUGGUUCAUGGAUAAACUCCAAGGAGUUAGAUUGAGUAAAAGUUGGAGAACUUUUCGGUUGUACUACCUACAGUGUUAACUCUGACUCCUCACUGCUUCAGCCCUCCUGCCCCACCACCACCACCACUGCGGCUCGCUGCUCCCUCAUGGACAUUUGCACGUGUGUGAAAAGUUCAUGGGCCUGUUUAAACCCUGCAUGUUGCCCUCCAGGCAAAAGGCAGUUCAAAGCUGUUGUUUGGUGGCAUUUUGUUUGAUGAUGUUUCUUCUCCUGGGUCUUUUAGUCCCUGCCAAGAUUUGUACUUGGGGCUGUUAGAGAUAUUUUCCUUUUUAGUUUUCAUUGUUUGGCUGUUAAUAUGUUUUGGUAUGCUUUUUAUUUGGUGCAUUGAUUAAUAGGAAUUGUUUGCAGAUGAAAAAAGUCUUUGAAUGUGAAGAGUAGCUGGUUGGUAAUUUUUGUUAAGACAUUCCAUUUUAAACCUUUUCCAUAUGAAGUUUUUUUUUUUUUUUUUUUUUUUAAUGAAUACCUCAGGGAUCCACAUGGUGCAUUAAAGGUUUCGGUGACCGGAUCAAGGGUUUGGCAUUAUAAAUGUCUCCUCCUUUUGUCUGUUUGCACUAAAAUUAUUUUCAUUUAACCACUGAAUGUAUGUUCUCUAUGCACACUCUGGUAAAAGUCUUUCAAGUAUUUUGAGAAGUACCAUAAAGAGGGAAGAUAUAUAUUUUCUUAUUUUUGAUUUAUUAGUUCUAAGAUCUACCUAGCUCCCAGAAAUUCUGGGGCCAGUUUGCAUUUAUAAGCUAUUUUGUCCAGUUUUCAUAAAUGAAUUUUCAAGUCUGCUGCAAAACAAUGGAUUUAAAUUCUAGUUUGUACAAUAUGUAUUUAUUUUUUCUUACUACUUUUUGCAGCAGCCUGCUUUGUUCAGUGAGGAGUUGAGAAACCUUUGUACUGGCUGUGCAUCAAUAAACUAUCGAUCAUCAUCAACCUCUUGCUUCUUGUUGUGCUUAAUUAAUCUUCAUACGCCUUGUUGCCUUUUGAGGCUGUAAAUUUAUCUCUUAUCUAUCUGCGAGUUCUGUUUUCUCUUCACUGCGUUAGCUCAUUACAGCAACCCUCACUGA
Messenger RNA from Cynoglossus semilaevis (tongue sole), 3520 nucleotides. It is a transcript of the gene vrtn, whose product is annotated as vertebrae development associated. Gene Ontology annotation, biological process: regulation of transcription by RNA polymerase II. Gene Ontology annotation, cellular component: chromatin. Bases 380 to 2428 code for a protein of 682 amino acids. The transcript has 3 exons. The record is from RefSeq and is a predicted model, not a curated record. Lineage: Eukaryota; Metazoa; Chordata; Actinopteri; Pleuronectiformes; Cynoglossidae.